Molecule: messenger RNA, 399 nt
Organism: Mesitornis unicolor (brown roatelo)
Lineage: Eukaryota; Metazoa; Chordata; Aves; Mesitornithiformes; Mesitornithidae
Product: S-methyl-5'-thioadenosine phosphorylase-like
Exons: 4
Coding region: 1-399 (132 amino acids)
Biological process (GO): nucleoside metabolic process
Cellular component (GO): cytosol
Molecular function (GO): S-methyl-5-thioadenosine phosphorylase activity
Source: RefSeq, a predicted model, not a curated record
AUGACGAAUACGUCACAAGAGGCUCUGCAGAGCAGGGCAAUGGAGGAGUCCCAGACUGAACUCAGCAGCAAGUGGGAGCAGAUCGGAAUUAUUGGUGGAACUGGCCUGGAUGAUCCAGAUAUCUUAGAAGUAAGAACAGAAAAAUAUGUUGAUACUCCUUACGGCAAGCCAUCAGAUGCUUUGAUAUUGGGAAAGAUUAAAAAUGUGGACUGUGUGCUGCUGGCAAGACACGGAAGACAUCAUACAAUUAUGCCAUCAAAUGUUAAUUACCGUGCCAAUAUCUGGGCAUUAAAAGAAGAAAAUUGUUCACAUGUUUUAGUGAGUACUGCCUGUGGUUCAUUACGAGAGGAAAUACAACCUGGUGAUCUUGUCAUAAUUGACCAAUUCAUUGACAGGUGA